AUGGCUUCCACAACCACCACCUCCCCGCCGUCGUCGCAGCAGAAUGUCGCCGCCCCCGACACAACGUAUCUUCCCCCCAUCGUCACAGACACCGAUGUGAGACGUCAAAGUCGGGGACGAUCUUCCUCCUACGCGAAAGACCGCCUUUCGACUCAUUCCAAUGUGUCCUUCAUUUCCCAAAAUCGGUCGCGCCCCGGGUCGCAUGUGUUUCCCAUCUUCCACUCCAGCUUGCCAUACGCUCUCGUCCGCGACUUUGCCUACCCACCCAUCCAUCCGCUCCACUACGGCCCGCUGCCUCCGCGUGCCUCCGGGGUGUCCACCCCGGCGAGCGAACAACGACGUUUGUCGGAUCCUCCAGCGCCCUGGGACACGUCGCGCGGCCAGUGGUCCACCGGACCUUGGAGCACGGACCACAGCUACGGUCACCAGCAACUUCCGGCCAUGUCCUUUGGAGACGGUCCCCCAUACAGUGAGGAUGAGGAUCUGCACAGCCCCGUAUUUUCUACUCCCCGUCACCGGAAAAUGAAGUCCACCGGGACUGAUCUGAAUGGGCACCGUGGUCGAAGUUCUGGUGGUGGCCAUGAUGCGCUGGGCCACCUGGGAGAGGAUCGCGGGACGUUUGUUGGCACCAACGUGGACGGUAGCGAGACCUACUACGUGAAUGAUGAGAACGCCGCCGAAGACGGACCCGGCGGAGAGUAUGUCACGUACCCGGCUAACGAAAGUCGAUACUCGCAUAUGGACUCGUACGGCGGUUACCAAGGAUACGGCCAUGAAGCGGACUUCGAUUCCGAGGAUGAAUACACCGGUAACCGGUACUCCCGAGACUUCCAGUUUGCAGUGGGAUGUCCGGACGAAGAGAUGCACGGCAAGGCGGUCGCUCUGUUCGAUUUCACGCGAGAGCAUGAGAAUGAGCUUCCCCUGACCGAGGGACAGGUGAUCUUUGUCUCCUACCGACACGGUCAAGGAUGGUUGGUAGCUGAAGAUCCUCGCACGGGGGAGAGCGGCUUGGUACCAGAGGAGUUCGUCCGACUUCUUCGUGACAUUGAGGGCGGGCUGACGUCGCUGAACGGCGGUGAUGCCGACCAAAUCAGCCCUGACUCGACCGAUUCCCAGCAAGCGAUCACCCCAACGCAGGAGCACGACGCCGCCGAAACGGCCCAUAUUCCUAAUGGUGCGACCGAGCACAGUGCGGAGACCGCCUCCAGAACGCCGCAGUCGCCUAUGCCUGUGCUGGAAAAGCCGUCAACGGAGAGCCAAGCCACCAGCAACAACGCCACCACAACGACGUGA
Messenger RNA from Aspergillus terreus NIH2624, 1293 nucleotides. RefSeq names its product adaptor protein NBP2. Bases 1 to 1293 code for a protein of 430 amino acids. NCBI's taxonomy places the organism in Eukaryota, Fungi, Ascomycota, Eurotiomycetes, Eurotiales, Aspergillaceae. The record is from RefSeq and is a predicted model, not a curated record. Gene Ontology annotation, molecular function: protein binding. The transcript has a single exon.